AUAGAAUAUUUUAUAGAAGUAGAUUCAUAUGGGUACUUAUACAUUCAGAUAUAAGUGUACUAGUUUAGGUUGCAAAAAAAAUUGUUUUUUCGUUUCGCCGGGAAAGUACUUUCCAAGGAAAAACAGGCCCCUUGGGCACCUAAUCGUUAUGUCAUAAUAGAUCCGAACACUUGCCUCGGAUUGACAUAUCAUAAUUGCUCUAGUGAAUAACUAAAUAGAUGGAUGAGAGAUAGGAAAAAAAGGAUUAAUCAUAAAAAAAAUAGCUAUCUUUCGGAGGUUCACUAAAAACUUGAUGAUUGGCGGGUCUCUUUGUAUGUGUUGUCCGGAAAGAGGAGGACUUAAUGAUUAUUCGUUCGCCGGAACCAGAAGUUAAAAUUGUUGUAGAUAGGGAUCCUAUAAAAACCUCUUUCGAGGAAUGGGCCAGACCCGGCCAUUUCUCAAGAACAAUAGCUAAAGGCCCCGAUACUACCACUUGGAUCUGGAACCUACAUGCUGAUGCUCACGAUUUCGAUAGUCAUACCAGUGAUUUGGAGGAGAUCUCUCGAAAAGUAUUUAGUGCUCAUUUCGGUCAACUCUCCAUUAUCUUUCUUUGGUUGAGUGGGAUGUACUUCCAUGGCGCCCGUUUUUCAAAUUAUGAAGCAUGGCUAAGUGAUCCUACUCACAUUGCACCCAGUGCCCAGGUAGUUUGGCCAAUAGUGGGUCAAGAAAUAUUGAAUGGUGAUGUGGGUGGGGGUUUCCGAGGAAUACAAAUAACCUCCGGUUUUUUUCAAAUUUGGCGAGCAUCUGGAAUAACUAAUGAAUUACAACUUUAUUGUACCGCCAUUGGGGCAUUGGUCUUUGCAUCGUUAAUGCUUUUUGCCGGUUGGUUCCAUUAUCAUAAAGCCGCCCCAAAAUUGGCUUGGUUCCAAGAUGUGGAAUCCAUGUUAAAUCACCACCUAGCGGGGUUAUUAGGACUUGGGUCUCUUUCUUGGGCGGGACACCAAAUCCAUGUAUCUUUACCGAUUAACCAAUUUCUCGACGCUGGAGUUGAUCCUAAAGAAAUACCACUUCCUCAUGAAUUUAUCUUAAAUCGGAACCUUUUGGCUCAACUUUAUCCUAGUUUUGCCGAGGGAGCAACCCCCUUUUUCACCUUGAAUUGGUCAAAAUACGCAGAAUUUCUGACUUUUCGUGGAGGAUUAGACCCAAUAACGGGUGGUCUAUGGCUGACCGAUAUUGUACACCAUCAUUUAGCUAUCGCAAUUCUUUUCCUGAUCGCAGGUCAUAUGUAUAGAACUAACUGGGGCAUUGGUCAUGGCCUUAAAGAUAUUUUAGAGGCUCAUAAAGGUCCAUUUACAGGGCAGGGCCAUAAGGGACUCUAUGAAAUCCUAACAACAUCGUGGCAUGCUCAAUUAUCUCUUAACCUCGCUAUGUUAGGUUCUUUAACCAUUGUUGUAGCUCACCAUAUGUAUUCCAUGCCUCCCUAUCCAUACCUAGCUAUUGACUAUGGUACACAACUUUCGUUGUUCACCCAUCACAUGUGGAUCGGUGGGUUUCUUAUAGUUGAGCCAAUGACUAUUCAUGAUUACACAUAUUAAAUGAAAUAUAGUUAAGGUUAAAUAUAUUUCAUCGUGGUUUGAAAUUCAAUUGAAUUUUAUUUUUUUUAUAUUAGAGGAAUGUUAUGGUAAAACUUCGUUUGAAACGAUGUGGUAGAAAGCAACGUGCGACUUGAAGGACAUGAUCGGCUGUGGAUUUUUACAUCCACCAUUUUCCAUAAAAAUGAAGAUGCUCUUGUCUCGACAUAAUUUGUUCUGUUCCAUUAGGAAUCUAAUUUGUCUUAGAUUGAUAGUACGUGAUGGAGCUCGAGUAGAAAAGAUUGAUUUAUUUAUCAAGGGGAAGAAUCUAGGGUUAGUGCUAAUCAAUCAAUAAGUUCGACCAACUUUGUAAAUAUAUCCUCAAUAUCAAUAUAAAAAAAUUGAAAGGUUUAAACUUGAAACAAGUUAAAAAAAAAGUUUUUUUCUAUAAAAAGAAAGGUGUAUCCUAGGAAAUCAAUUCUUCGUAUUCUAUUUCUAUAGGUAUUCCAUUUAUAUAGAAGAAAAUAACAAAAAACAAAAGGUAUGUUGCUGCCCUUUU
Messenger RNA from Zingiber officinale, 2109 nucleotides. RefSeq names its product photosystem I P700 chlorophyll a apoprotein A1-like. NCBI's taxonomy places the organism in Eukaryota, Viridiplantae, Streptophyta, Magnoliopsida, Zingiberales, Zingiberaceae. The transcript has a single exon. The record is from RefSeq and is a predicted model, not a curated record. Gene Ontology annotation, cellular component: thylakoid; membrane. Gene Ontology annotation, molecular function: metal ion binding. Gene Ontology annotation, biological process: photosynthesis. The coding region runs from base 342 to 1574 and encodes 410 amino acids.